AUGGCGAAGAAAAAGAACUCGAAAAAAGACGGGGAGGCUCCCGGGGACGCGAAGAACCGGAAGGCUCUCGCAAAGGAGCAGAAGCGCCUCAGACAAGAACACAAAGCGAACCAGAAGCGCCUCAAAGAACAACAAAAAAAACAAAGGGGCAACAAAGAACGGCUCCACGAUGAAGAAGACAUCGAGGAACUGAUCAAAAAGAUCGACCAGGACAGAGCUGCGGUCAAUGCCGUCGUCAUCCAGAAUGCGUCUCAGCCUGUCCCCCGGGCACACGGAUCCUUCACAGUCUUGCCCAAUCAGGACAUUUUGAUGUUUGGAGGGGAACGCUACGACGGCCAGCGCGUCCAGGUUUUCGGAGAUCUCCAUCGGUGGAAUUUCGACAAAAAUGAGUGGCGACAAAUCACCUCGCCCCUCAUGCCCAAAUCACGCUGCAGUCACCAGGCAGUCUUCUACAACGACCAUGUCUACAUCUUUGGAGGCGAGUUCAGCACAUUUUAUCAGUUCUUCCACUUCAAGGAUCUCUGGAAAUUCUGUGUGAAAACGAGCGUCUGGACCAAGCUGGAAGUUGCGAACGCCACCGAAGUCCCGCAGGCUCGCAGUGGCCAUCGAAUCGCCCUGUGGCGAAACAUGCUGCUCGUCUUCGGUGGCUUCCAUGAUACUACGCGAGAAACGCGAUAUUUCAAUGAUCUCCACAUCUACUUCUUCAACGACAACAAGUGGCGCCGCGUCGAGUUUCCGCCUCACGCCGCGGUGCCUUGUGCGCGAUCCGGCUGUCUCUUCCUCGCCUACCCUCAGGGCGACUUUGUUUUCAUGCACGGCGGAUUCGCGAAAAUCAAGGACACUGCAAAGAAAGUCCAAGGAAAAACGUUCACGGAUACGUGGAUUCUGAACUUGAAGCCUCUGAUCGCGGACCCGAGAAAAGAAGUCCCCACCUGGGAGAAGAUUCGAAAUGUCGGAGCCGCGCCAUCUCCCCGAACAGGCAUGUCCGGCGUAGUGUACAGACACUCGGCGAUUGUGUUCGGCGGAGUUGCGGACGACGACGACGGCCAGGUCAAGUUGAAAAGUACUUUCUUCAACGAUUUGUAUUCCUUCGACCUUGAGCGAAAACGCUGGUACGAGCUGACACUCAAGGCCGAGAAAGAAAGGAAGCCCAAGGGAGGCCGACAGAAACGCGUCCAGUCUGCCUCGGCGAAUCAAGGAGACAACGAGAACAGCGAGGAGGACCGAGACAAGACAGAACGAGAAGAUGCUCAAGACGAAGAAGAUGAUGAGUGGCAGAAUUCCUUCGCCUACUUUGACGAGAAAGGUCGCCUGGUCCGCAUGCGGCUGUACGACGCUACUCCACCCCCAGGCUUUGCCGCACCGCCCCCGGUGUCCUCUGCCUCUUCUGACUCUGGAACGUCCUUUACGUUCUCUUCGUCCUCUUCUUCCGCCGCCUCUUCCUCGUCAUCCUCUUCUUCUGCGGCCUUCGCUUCUUCUUGCGCUUCGGAGCGGGCGCGGAGCAGCACGAAGAAGAAGACCGACCCAACUGCCUCUGGCCGCUCUGUCGUCUCCAACGUCCUCCCGAAGAGCUCCUUGCUGGACGCAGAUGCCAAGCGCGACGACCUCCCCGUCUCUCCCUCUUCUUCCUCUUCUUCCUCUUCUUCUUCCUCUUCUUCCUCGGCUCUUGCUGCGGGAGUUCGGGCAGCUGAAGGGAGAGCGCAACUUUUAUUUCGGGGCGACACACCGCUUCCAAGGUUGCAUGGCCAUCUGGUGGUGAGAGGAAGUUCACUUGUGCUCUACGGCGGCAUUAUGGAAGUCGACGACAAAGAAGUGACUCUGGAUGACUGCUGGACUCUGAAUCUGAGCAGGCGAGAUCGCUGGCAGCGCGUCCUGGCGGGCACCAUGGACCAGCAGGAGUGGCUGGGCGACGACAACGAAGACGGGAGCGAGUCCAGCAGCGAUUCGGAAGCUGGCUCGAGCGUCGAGAGCUCCGAGAGCUCAGAGAGCUCCGAGAGCGCCUCGAGUUCCUCAGAGUCCGACUUCGAGUCCUCAGAUGAAGAGGACGGAGAGGGGGUGAGGAAGGCUCAAGUGCGGCGGUUGGCGUCGGAGGCAUCUCGGCUCUCGCCUGCGAGACGGGAUGCGCCGUCAGAGUCGGAGGAUGCAGAGACGGACGAGAGCAGAGAAGACAAGCGAGAGCUGGAGUCAGGAGAUGAGGCGCCAAUUCUUGUGCAUUCAGAGGCCGCUUCUCUUCAGAAGAAGAAGAAGGCUCAGACGCCUCUCGACUCUGCGGGUGACGCACAAAGCACAACCAGUACAGCGGAACCUGUUUCUCCCCAGGGGAACGCGGGCGGCUUUCGGGAGGCGAGGCAGACGGAAACGCAUGCAGAGACUCCAGUGAACAAGAAGGCGCACCGUGCUGAGGGGAAGAAAAAGAAGGUGGAGAAGUCGUUCCGAGAAGAAGUCGAGCACCUCAAGGAGCGGUAUCGCCUACACGACAUUGAUGAGACCCCUCAAGAAGGAGAAACGCUGCGUACGUUUUUCGAGCGGACGAAGCAACACUGGAUCGAGCUGGUGGUUGCCGAGGCACGGAGAGAAGGAGCUGACAGCACCAGUCGUCAGUUGCUGCGCGAUGACAAAGAGUUGAAGCGUGUCGCGUUCAGCCAAGCGUCGAAGCGUUACGAGGAACUUUUGCCGUGUCUGAAGAGACUUGAAGAACUCCAGCAACGUCAGGAAGAGAGUGAAGACGGCGAAACUCCUGAGCACGGUGGAAAGCGCGUUGGAGGCUCCGCAGCUGGGGGCCUCCGCCGCAUGCGCUGA
Toxoplasma gondii ME49 is the source of this 2799-nucleotide messenger RNA. RefSeq names its product kelch repeat-containing protein. The record is from RefSeq and is a predicted model, not a curated record. Bases 1 to 2799 code for a protein of 932 amino acids. Lineage: Eukaryota; Apicomplexa; Conoidasida; Eucoccidiorida; Sarcocystidae. The transcript is spliced from 14 exons. Gene Ontology annotation, molecular function: protein binding.